AAAAUACCAAAAACAUUACGUAUUCCCAAAAACAACCUAUGUGCCCAAAAACAUUAAUACAUUAAAUAUCAAAUCCGGUAUGAGUUCCAAGCAAUGAUCUUUUUGGGGGAGUAAGCAGCUUCAAAACCACUUGCGCCGUUUCAACAAUUGGAGGUUGGGGGAGUAAGCAGCUUCAAAACCACUUGCGGAGUAAGCCCUUUCAACAAUUGGAGGUAAGCAGUUUCAAAACCAACUGCUCAAUUUUAAUCUUUUCCCUCCAUUUUUAGAAGAAACUUCAAGUUUUAGGUUACUAUGUCAUUACUUAAGAUUGGACAAGUCAUAGACUUCUACAAAAACGAUUGUUGCGCUGAUGAUAGCAAAGAACUUUGCACUAUGAUAAAGGAUAACCUUAAUCAUUAUAGAUCAGAGCUUUUAUGGAAGCUCAAUCAUGAUACCAUCGUUUAGUUUCAGUCUUAGUGAUGAAAAAAAGAAAAUUGAUUUUAAUGAACACAUCCGAAUGAAACUCGAUAAAGGUAUCUUGGGUUUGAAUAGUUCUUUGCGCCCUUUAUUGUUUGGCAAUAUCAACUAUAAUUGCAGUUGGAUGAUUUUGUCAAACAAACCAAAUAUCAAAGGAUGGGUAACUGUCAAAGCUAAAAGAUGGUUUGAACGAUUAAAGUCUUUCCAUGAGAAGUGGGAGAACCAAAGGAUUAUUAGCUUCCUGCAAUUGGCUACGUACACCAACAUUCCCUUUGACGGGGAAUUAACAUCGACAUUGGUCUCUCUGUGGGAUCCUGUGCUGAAUUGUUUUGUGUUAAGGCAAAUUCUCAUGACCGUAACGCUAGCCGACAUCGCCUUCAUAACUGGGCUUUCACCAACUAGCGAUGAACAUUCAAAUAUCCCUGUCUUCACCUUGCUUCCUCAAGCCAACAAGCUCUAUUAUAAUGCUUUGAACCUAUACAAUGAAAUUACAAAUUAUGGGAAGAAGAUUGGUUUCUCAUUAUUUGUUCAAUACUUCAGUUCAAGUUCUAAGGUGACUUUAGAAGAAGAGGUAAUCUUCCUUUUAUUUGCUUUUACUCGAUUGAUGAUGAACAAGUCUGGAGGGGUUAGUACAUUAUACCUAACUCUUGCUGCAAAUGUGGCUUCUAAAACCACUGUUGUAGCUUUAGGACCUAUAAUAUUAGGCCAACUAUACAGGUGUUUAUUCUGAUAUGGAGAGGCUUUGGUAAAAUUUUCAUCUUCUACUAAUAGUCUUUGGCGCCCUAUAUGGAUUAUAACCUGCUGGGGUCACUUGUAUUUCCCUCUGUUAACAGUCACCAAAUCCAACGAGGAACUUUAUAAGGAAAUAAGGGAAGAAAAGGAAACAUUUGAGACUUUUUUAUGUGAGAAACACUGGCCUUAUCAAUGUUCUUCUCUGGGGAAGUCCACUUCAAUAUUCAUGACCAUGAUGCAGUUAUAGAUCCUGAUCAGAUCAUACAUUGUCUUCUGGAUGCUAAAAUAGCAUCCUGGUAUUACAUUGACAGUAAAGACCAAGACUUCAACAACACCCCUAACGCCUAUCUCGCAGCCCCCAAAUGGUUGAAAUUUAUUACAACCAGCAGGGUGUUUAAGAAGGAUAGUGACUUUUGGUAUGCUAUUCUUCAUUGAAGAUAUCUUCCUGCAGCUGAACCAGAGAAAUUUGGCUUUGAAUUCUAUAAUCCUCAAUUGGUUGCCAGACAGUUUGGUCUGUGUCAAUCACUAGCAGUCCCACUAUUGGCCACUCAAAACAAUCCUUGGGAUUAGAGGGGUUUGUUUAAGGAGAUGGAUGUAUACAAUAGUGAAACAAUGGUGAUCACUCCUCAUACUUUAUAUUCUUGGGAUUGGAAUUUCUUAACCACUAGGAGUUAUGAUUAUUGGUGGGAGCAUACUCCAUUGACGGAGGUGAAUACUAUCUCUAGUGCUUUGUCAAGGUUCCGAACUGCUGUUAGUAAAGCUAGAGGUAGAAAGAAGUCUUUACCUAUAGUUUGCAAGCUCUGUAAUGUUCAUGUGGACUUUUCUAGGCCUGUUGGAUCCCUAAUGUUACUACCCGAGGUUGAAUCUGGCGACAGAAGAAGUCCUAUAGAUGAUAAAUUAAGGACUGAAGUGGUAAAGCACACUAAGGUUGCCUCUUUUCGGAUAAAAAGACAUUGUCCUGAACCUCUAGAAAAUAAAAGACCUUCGAGGAAAAGGCAGCUCGUGCAGUCCCAAACUAUUCCUGAUGUUGCUGCAUCCGUCCCAAAUACCUUGAGCAAAGGCGAAUUGUACGAGGAUGGACAUCUAUUAUCAGGAGUGUUGAUAGAUAUGAAGAGGCGCAGACAGGAAAAUUCAUCGCCAGAUUCUAAAGCAUCAUCGGUUGAACCUCUGCAUACUUCGGUUGAAUCGGCUCAGAAAGCAUCUAAAGCAUCAUCGGCUGAACCCCUGCAUACUUCGGUUGUAUCGUCAGAUUCUAAAGCAUCGUUGGCUGAACCUCUACAUACUUCGGUUGAAUCGCCAAAUUCUAAAGCAUCAUCGGCUGAACCUCUGCAUACUUCGGUUGAAUCGACUUAGAAAGCAUCUAAAGCAUCAUCAGCUGAACCUCUGCAUACUCCGGUUGAACUUAUGGGUUCUUCGUCUUGUGUAGAAUCCUCUCAGCGAGUACCAUCUCUUGCAUUGACUCAUACUUGUAGGGAAAAGAGAGAGAUCUCUGACAUUGUAAGUGAUGCACCUCUGACGCGCAACCAGCUCUUGCAAAAGAUGGAGCACACAAUUCGGAUGGGACAAAUGACUUCUGACAACUUUAACAAUUUCCACGAACUGGUUGUCUUAAUGGAAAAAUUGGUUGCCUAAGGUGUAGGAUGUUGGUCACUGUUUGCUAAAAUUGGAAAAAUGGAGCUAGAAUCUCAACGGGAUGAAGCUUCUGAUAUAGUAACUUCAGACCUUCAACUUGUGAUAGCUUCACCGAAUUUUGAUGAUCUAGUAUAGGACAGUCAUAGCUCCGUAGCUACCGUUUGUGCUACUGAAUCAUCCUUGUUUGAUCUCCAGUUACACCUGAAGGACAAUAAUGUACAGCAAGAACAGUUGGCUGCUAAAGAGAAAUCUAUCAAAGUGAAAAUUGUAGUGCAACAACAGCAAUUAGAUGAAUCACUACAGCAAGAAUCUCAGCGGGUUUCUACCAUUCAUGCUUCUUUAAAAGCUGUGUUGGAGCAAAAGAUGCAGCAAGAGAAGAGAGAUGCCUUGUUAGAACAAUUUAAGGCGGUUGUGAUUGUCAUUUUAAUCAAGGUAUUUUCCGAGGUUUCUCUUCAAGAGAAAAGGGAUCUUUAGUGUUGUAAAAUGAUGAGAGUUCAGAACCUCCUAGGCAAGAAAGAAAGUAGUUGUGAUCUAGAUUGGUUUUAUGCUUUGUAAUUUCUGUCACAAGUUGUCUUAGACUGUUUUAGCCCUUCAGUUUUCAAGUUCAGUGGGACAGAGAAUCCUUCCUAGAAGGUUUGUCUCCCCGUUUUCCUUGUGUUUGAUGUAAAUUGUGGGUAAUAUUGAUGAAAUCUUAACUUCCUUGCCAAAAAAAAAAACUGCAAAAAAAAAAAAUGUUUUUUGGUACUGGGAUCUGCAACCAUUCAAGGAUGCUCAUAAAACAACUCUU
Messenger RNA from Spinacia oleracea (spinach), 3607 nucleotides. RefSeq lists its product as uncharacterized. Lineage: Eukaryota; Viridiplantae; Streptophyta; Magnoliopsida; Caryophyllales; Amaranthaceae. The record is from RefSeq and is a predicted model, not a curated record. The transcript has 3 exons. The coding region runs from base 1777 to 2541 and encodes 254 amino acids.